AUGAAUCAUAGUGAUGAAGAAACUAUGAAGAAAACCAGUGUAGUGAACCUUGAUAAACUUUUAUAUGACUUCUCAGAGAUAGAAAAGAAAAUAUCAGAAAUUAAUGAUGCAAAUAACCUACUGAUCCAUCAGCUGGAAAAAUGUAACAGAUUGCUAACGUUAAGCCAAUCAAAGGAGGAAUCAGUAAAAGAGGAAUGCAGUGCUCUACAGAAUGUGAUAAAGGGUCUAACACAAACCAUUGAAAACCAGUGUAACGUGAAAGAUGAAAAUGAUAGACUGAAGGGAACCAUUCACAUCUUGGAAGAUAAAUUAAAGACUUGUGAAGAGGAGUAUAAAGAUCAAAUUGAGAAACUCAUGACAGAAAUUAAAAACAAAGAGGAAGACCACAAAUUAGAAAUAACACAGUUGAAUUGUGAUACAAGGAAAAAAUUUGAAGUAAAAGAAAUGGAGUAUAGAGAAGAGAGAGAGAAAAAAGAACUGGAAAUAUUAGAGCUAACUAGACAGCUGAAAAUUCAAAAUGAAGAGAAGCAGAAUGAAAUAAUUAAACUGCAGAUAGAGUUCAAUGCUAAAUUGGCAAGAGCUCAGGAUAAAACCACCAAGUCCUUUUCAGAUGCUUCAGUCUUACCACAAAGUAUCUAUCGAAGGAAGCUGCAGCAUCUCCAGGAAGAGAAAAACAAGGAAAUUGAAAUUCUCCGAAACACCAUAAGAGACUUGGAGCAACGUCUUAAUAAAGGCCAAGACCUGCCCUUCAAACGGAGGAGAUUCUGAGUAAAUUACUUGAAGUAUUUCAGUGUUUCAAAUUCUGCAUCUCAAAAUAAAAACAAGAUAUGAAGAAAGUAUGUUUUAUUGAAAACACUCUUGUCAAACAUUCCAAAGGCAUGCAUUCUGUAUAUAUUCAAAGCUACUCUCUUGCUAAUCAGCAUUCACAAUAAAAAGAUUCAGGUUUUGUAGGAGUAGUAAUUUCCCUAUUAAACCAUCAUUAAUUAUGGUGUAUGCUUUCAUAGCAGUUUUCUUUUCAUCAAUAUUCUCUUCUUCAUCCAUGAAUCCUUCAACAACUGGAUUUGCUUCCAUUCAGUUAAUCAAACAUUAGGAAUGCUAGGCUAUAGACAGAGAAGUUAUACAAGUUUAAGUGGUAUAUUAUGUUAAUUGAUACAGAUUGCUAAUUGAUACAGACUUAUCAAAUUCAGCACUGUUAUAAA
Messenger RNA from Motacilla alba alba, 1199 nucleotides. It is a transcript of the gene CCDC152, whose product is annotated as coiled-coil domain containing 152. The record is from RefSeq and is a predicted model, not a curated record. The transcript is spliced from 8 exons. NCBI's taxonomy places the organism in Eukaryota, Metazoa, Chordata, Aves, Passeriformes, Motacillidae. The coding region runs from base 1 to 768 and encodes 255 amino acids.